This is a messenger RNA of Elephantulus edwardii (Cape elephant shrew), 3774 nucleotides long. RefSeq names its product pleckstrin homology-like domain, family B, member 2 (gene PHLDB2). The record is from RefSeq and is a predicted model, not a curated record. Lineage: Eukaryota; Metazoa; Chordata; Mammalia; Macroscelidea; Macroscelididae. The transcript has 17 exons. Gene Ontology annotation, cellular component: basal cortex. The coding region runs from base 13 to 3774 and encodes 1253 amino acids. Gene Ontology annotation, biological process: regulation of microtubule cytoskeleton organization.
UCCAACGAGAUUAUGGCAGAGCCGAGCCAAACACAAGCGCAGCUGGAUGUACAAAAUGGUAGUUUAGAGGAAGAUUUGGAAACGAAUUCCUCUGAGAGCGAACCUCUAGACAUGAUGGAGGGCCUAAGCCAGAAGAAAUACACUUCCAGUCUGAGAUUUAAAGCAAAUGGAGAUUACUCUGGCUCCUAUUUAACUCUCUCACAACCUGUGCCUGGCAAGAGAAGCCCUUCUCCAUUGGGAACCAGUGUCAGAAAUAGCUCAUCCUUGGCCAAAACCCAGGGAGGCAAGCAGUUCUCUGGUGAUGGCACUGACAAGAACGUUUCCAUGAAGCCUCCCACUCCGUUAAGCAGUGCCUCACCUGCCCUCAGUGGUGCCUAUCCCCUUGGGAGAGCGGACUUUGACCAUUAUGCUGGCCGGGACAGUGAAAGGGCCUUGAGGCUCUCUGAGAAGCCCCCCUAUUCCAAAUAUAGUUCAAGGAAUAAAUCCCACGACAAUGUCUACUUUCUGGGAGGAUUGGAAAACCAAAAGGCAUCUGGCUCCCUCCUGACCAUGUGGAAUGGAAUGUCACCGAGUGAAGCCAGCCCGUCCCCCAUCAGCAGCAGAUCAGGGGCGGCGAGCAUGCCUUCCAGCCCCAAGCAAACUAGGAGAAUGAACAUUCAGGACAACCUGGCACUUCAGCCCAGGUUAAGCAGGCACAAGGAGUCUGACAACGUUGGUUUUCGAACAAGGAAAUACUCAGGCAGCAGCCUCAGUCACAUGGGAGCCUAUAGCCGAUCGCUUCCCAGGUUGUACAAAGCUACAGAAAAUCAAUUGAUGCCUCUCAGCCUGCCUUCAAGGACCUCUUUGGGCAAUUCUAAACACAUGAAGCAGGGGGAAAAGGAUCUACCUCAUAGCAUAAUAGACAGUGAUAAUUACCUUAAUUUUUCUUCUUUAAGCUCAGGGGCUUUACCCUACAAGACCUCUAUAUCUGAGGGCAGUCCUUAUAUGAGCUCUGCCCUCAGCGUGCCGGCCAGCCCCCGCAUGGCUCGCAAGAUGCUGCUGGCCUCCACCUCGUCCUGUGCCUCUGAUGACUUGGAUCGGGUGACAUACUCAGGGACAAGCCCGAAUCACUCGUUUUCUUCCAGAGAGCCGGACAGAGCAUAUGCGGUCAGGAGGAACUACUCGUGCGGAUCCGAGUUUGACGAUUCUGAUUUGGAGAGCCUCCGGCAGGCCUCAGGAACCCCUCAGCCUGUUCUUCGGGAGCGAAAAAGCAGCAUCAGCUCCAUUUCAGGGAGAGACGACUUGAUGGAUUAUCACCGGCGACAGAGGGAGGAAAGACUCAGGGAGCAGGAGAUGGAGCGAUUGGAGCGGCAGCGCCUGGAGACCAUCCUCAGUCUUUGUGCUGAAUAUACCAAACCUGACAGCCGCUUGUCCACUGGUACCACCGUGGCAGAUGUGCAGAAAAUCAACAAGGAGCUUGAGAAACUGCAGAUCUCUGAUGAGGAGUCUGUGUUUGAGGAAGCCCUGAUGCCCCCUGAUAUGCGAUAUAGAUGCCACCAGAAAGGCUCUCUCCUUGAUGCGGACUUGACCGGCUUCGGGAGCCUCAGCCAGAGCUCAGCCAACUUCCUCACCCCACGGAACAUCAGAAACGAUGAACUGUUCUCUGACCUCGCCAAGACUCCCCCUCUGCCUUCUUCUGCCUUUCUGAAAGCAUCCGGAGAGUCUGCUUAUUUAAGUAUCGUACCAAAGACCCCAGAGGGUGUAAGUGAAGAACAGAGGACCCAGGAGCUGGCCGCGAUGGAAGAGACCCGGAUUGUCAUUCUAAACAACCUGGAGGAACUUGAACAGAAAAUCAAAGAUAUAAAUGACCAGAUGGAUGAAUCUUCCAGGGAGUUGGAUAUGGAAUGUGCGCUUUUGGAUGGAGAACAGAAAUCUGAAACAACUGAACUCAUGAAGGAGAAGGAGAUUUUGGAUCAUCUAAACCAGAAAAUAGCAGAACUGGAGAAAAACAUUGUUGGCGAAAAGACCAAGGAGAAGGUAAAGCUUGAUGCUGAAAGGGAAAAACUAGAGAGGCUUCAGGAGCUUUACUCCGAGCAGAAGACCCAGCUGGACAAUUGUCCUGAGUCCAUGAGGGAACAGUUGCAGCAACAACUGAAGAGGGAUGCUGACCUGUUGGACGUUGAGAGCAAACACUUUGAAGACCUAGAAUUCCAGCAGCUUGAGCAUGAGAGCCGUCUGGAUGAGGAAAAAGAGAACCUGACCCAACAACUCCUGCGUGACGUGGCGGAGUAUCAACGGAAUAUUGUUACCAGAAAGGAAAAAAUUUCUGCAUUGAAAAAGCAGGCCAGUCACAUUGUCCAGCAGGCUCAACGGGAACAAGAUCACUUUGUGAAAGAAAAGAAUAAUUUAAUAAUGAUGCUGCAAAGGGAAAAGGAGAAUCUUUGUAAUCUGGAAAAGAAAUAUUCCAGCCUCUCAGGUGGGAAAGGGUUUCCUGUCAACUCCAAUACACUAAAAGAGGGCUAUAUCAGUGUAAAUGAAAUUAAUGAGCCAUGUGGCAAUUCCACGAAUCUAUCCCCUUCCACUCAGUUCCCUGCUGAUGCUGAUGCUGUUGUCACUGAGCCUGCCACAGCUGUGCUGGGGAGCCAGCCACUGAAUAAAGAGCACUUUAGAAGUCUGGAAGAAAGGAAAAAACAGCACAGAGAAGGCCUCUACCUGAGUGACACUUUGCCUCGAAAGAAAACCACGCCUUCCGUAUCACCACAUUUCAGCAGUUCUACUAUGGGGAGAAGCACCGCCCCAAAGGCUCACCUGCCCCUUGGACAAAGCAACAGCUGUGGCAGUGUGCUGCCUCACUCGCUGGCCACCAUGACCAAAGACUCUGAGUCCCGGAGGAUGCUCAGAGGUUAUAAUCACCAACAGAUGAAUGAAGGACAAAGACAAAAAUCUUCUGAAUUCUACAACCGCACUGCAUCAGAAUCCAAUGUCUACUUGAAUAGUUUCCGUUAUCCAGAUCACAGCUACAAGGACCAGGCCUUUGAUACGUUGAGCCUGGACAGCUCUGACAGCAUGGAGACCAGCAUCUCUGCCUGCUCCCCUGACAAUAUCUCUAGUGCCAGUACUUCAAAUAUUGCCAGGAUAGAAGAAAUGGAGAGACUUUUGAAACAGGCUCAUGCAGAAAAGACAAGGCUGCUGGAAUCCCGGGAACGGGAAAUGGAAGCCAAAAAACGAGCUCUGGAAGAAGAAAAACGACGCCGAGAACUCCUGGAGAAACGGCUGCAGGAAGAAACGAGCCAGAGGCAGAAGUUAAUUGAAAAGGAAGUAAAAAUAAGGGAGAAGCAAAGGGCCCAGGCUCGUCCUCUGACACGUUAUCUGCCUGUCCGGAAGGAAGACUUUGAUUUGCGAAGUCAUGUGGAGACUGCUGGCCACAAUAUUGAUACCUGUUACCACAUUUCAAUCACUGAGAAAACCUGUCGAGGAUACCUAAUCAAGAUGGGAGGGAAAAUUAAAACUUGGAAAAAACGCUGGUUUGUUUUUGAUCGGAACAAGCGAACAUUCUCUUAUUACGCAGACAAGCAUGAAGCUAAAUUAAAAGGAGUAAUAUAUUUUCAAGCCAUUGAAGAAGUGUAUUAUGAUCACCUGAAGAAUGCAAAUAAGAGUCCAAAUCCAUUACUCACAUUUAGUGUUAAGACGCAUGACAGGAUCUAUUAUAUGGUGGCCCCCUCGCCAGAAGCCAUGCGGAUCUGGAUGGAUGUUAUCGUUACUGGAGCAGAAGGUUACACCCACUUCUUGUUGUAA